This is a messenger RNA of Sipha flava (yellow sugarcane aphid), 4158 nucleotides long. RefSeq lists its product as uncharacterized. The record is from RefSeq and is a predicted model, not a curated record. NCBI's taxonomy places the organism in Eukaryota, Metazoa, Arthropoda, Insecta, Hemiptera, Aphididae.
CAUUCAAAACUAUCAAAUAUCAACGGUUUUUAUAUUUACUUAGUAUUACUUAGAUACAACGAAAACGGUUGAUUGUUUCGAAUCAAUAUCGUUUGUUUCGAUGGUCAAUCGUCGAUUGUUUUGAUAGCUUAAACAAUCGAGUUAAUCGGUGAACCGAUUAUCCGAGAGAAUAGAUAGUUUAAACUACCGAUAGUUUUUACUCGGUGGUGCACAUCACUAGUACCAUUGAUUGAAUGUAUCUUUAAUCAAUGUUAGUACGUAGUAAGUACUUUACGCGUAUGACAUACACUGGAACACGUUACGCUUACGAACGGCGCAUUACCAACACCUGACAAUUGGAUUGGUGUGCGGACUGUCGUUUUGUUGAUGUUAAAAAUUCGAUUUAAUUUCGCCUACAUAGAUAUGCGGCAGGGAAAAGAUAGAAAAAAAACCAUUUCGCUUUCACUACCGGCAGACUGGACUCGCGCGCGUCACCGGUCGUCUGGAGCAGCGGUUUUGCGUCAUAGGCUCGUGGUACCGAUUACACGACCGCUAUGGAUACGUGAUGACGAGAUACUAAAAUCGACGUGAGUGCAUACGGGAAUUACACUAGCUGCCGUGUUGCUCCACUUCUCCGACGGUCUGACGUCGUACGUCCGUUGGUCGUUUGGCGUCUGCUGCACACCCUGUCAUUGCACGAGUCACGCGACCUGAUACCUCUUAUCCAUUUUUUCUUUUCCGUGCUACUAUCAUCGGUGCCGAUACCAUCACCGUCGCGUCCCCCAUCCGUGUUGGCCGCUCAGCGCGCUCGUGUACGUAUGUACGUGUGUGUGCGCGUGUGCGAGAGCGGUUCGAGUGUGCGAGUGCGUGAGUGUCCGUCCGUUCGUCCGUAGUCCGUACGCGAACUGCCCUCCUCGCUCUAUUGGAGAGUAGGUACUACCGGCAACUAUUCGCCACCACGCGCACGGUACAGGCAGCUGCCCAAUCGACGACGACGACGACGGCUUGUGCGCUCGGAAAGUUUUCUACUCGCGCGGACGGCCGCGGUGUGACAUUAGAAUGACCGGUUCGCCGCCGCCGUCACCCACCGUCAACACCGUGUUCGUCGUCGUCGCUGCUGCUGCCGUCGUCGCCGUAAUCGUAACAUCUCGUUGUCCGCUGACACCGUCGUCGCCGCCGUCCUUUGCCGUCAAUGUAGAAAUGAUGAUGCGCAACGCCGUAGCGUAAAAGCCGUAACCGUCACACCGCUGCCGUAGCCGCCGCCUCCGCUGCCGCCGCCGCGCCGGUCGCCCGAGAUACGAAGUAGUAAUAAUAUGGCAUCGUUGCCGCAACCGAAAUUCGAACCUAAAGCCCCCGAUAAAAGCUCGCCGGCCGUGUGUGACGUUUCCAAGAAAAUCCAAGAGUCUGACUGUUCGAACAACAAUAAGUCAAAAUCUCUAUCACUGGAUUUAUCAAAUUUAAAUACUGCUAGUUUUAAGAAUUUAUUAGAAGAAGUGGUCGCGUACGACACGGCUAAACAGACUAAAAGUGAAUUGUACAAUUCUGUGUUACAGAAUCUGCUGGAGGAUGUAACUCAAAAUGGCGAAGAUGAUGUUAAGCGACCGUUGCUCAAUCAACGUUUAGUUGAUAGCCAGACUGAUCUUGAUAAGUUAUCAUCUAAAGACCAACACAUCAAGGAAAAUUCAUCUCUUGAAGCUUUUGAUUUGGCACCUGACUUCAAAAAACGUCUGUCUGGUGUCAGUACUAAAGUUAGUGCACGUCAACUAGAAGGAGGUUCAUUGCCAAGUCAUGUUAACCAUGCACAAGCUCUAUCUGUACUGAUAAACAAAAAAAAUAUCCAAAACAAUCGCAAGAAAAUUGCUGAGUCUUCAAAAAUGGCUAAAAAUGUAGACAAAGUAGUUGAUCUUGGAAACUUUGGGUAUGAACAAGUUGAGGAAAAAGAUAUGUCAAAUUAUACUAGUCAUGCCAGUUUGGAAAUUUUUCCUGUAAAAGAUGAGACUAAAAUAGAUGAUCGGUUGACUACACCUUUAUUAACCAAGCAAUCAAGUCAAAAUUAUGAAGAUCAUGAUGCUUAUAUGGAGAUAGAUGCUUCACCAUACACUAAAGAUUCUAAAGAUGUAAUGACUAAAGUACUGCCACGGACUUCAGGUGAGGGCGAUCAAGGCGUGAAAAACUUGUUACAUCAACCAGCCACAGUGGUAACGGAUUUUAAUAAAGAUGCACAAAUGAUAGACCAUCAAUUGUUCCACCUAUUUGGCAGCCAAAUUAAUUGCUAUCAAAAUCCGUAUAACGGAUAUACUCCACCACUGAAUUUCCAUUUUUUAACACCAAAUGAUAACCUAGGAUUACAGACUGCAUAUAGUAAUAAUAGAAAAAACAAUUUUGAAGAUACUAGUAAUGCUACUGGACAUAAAAGAAACAAACAAAAAAAAGAAUUAAGAAAGAAAGAUGAAGUUGUUCGUUCUGAAGAUAUUCAAGGUUAUCGAGGGGACAAAAACAUUGAUGAAAUUUUAAAGUUCAUUGGUGAUAAAAGUAGUGAUAGUAAAAAAAAUAAAGGUAGUAAGACCAAAAAUAAAAUUAAAAGUCGAAAUGGCAAAGGUUCUGAUGAUGACUGUGAAAGAUCAAAAAACCAAAAAAUGAAAAUGACUAAAUAUAAUAGUGUAGAAGAAGUAUCUAUUACAGUCUUUCAACAUAUGGAUAGUUCAGAUGACGAGUCUAAAUCAAUUAAAAGUAAUAAAAAACAAAAAAAAAAAGUAACUAAACAAAAUAAAUCUUCCAAGAAGUUUGCCUCAACAGAACAAAGACUUGAUGUAUUAUCAUCAGAAUCACAAGAUACUGAUUCAGCAGAUUUUUUAUUGGUUACCAAUAAGCAGAGAAGAAAAAAACAAAAAUCACAAAAUAAGUUAAAUUCGACCACUAGUAACUUUCCUCCUCAUGACUCCUAUUUAUUGUCACAGUACACACAACCUAAAACUUCAAAAAAUAAAAAGAGAAGGAAAUCUACAUCUUCGAUGCCUCAUUCUGAUAAAUCUGAAGAUAACUCUGAUCUCGACUCUGUACACUCUCUACCCGCCUCAUCUACACCUUCUAAACAGCCAUCAUAUAAAGAAGCUCCUAAAACUGAUUUGAUUAAACCUGUCUGUGUAGUUACCACUUCUGAAGAGUCAAUACCAACAGUUACCAUUGCAUUACCACUACGAAAUGUCGACAUUGCUAGUAAUGUAAAUGAUGCUAAUGAAUGUGUCAAUGGGGAUGUGCAUGUAACAUAUAUUGUACAUGAAUCCCAGAGAGCGGAUCUUGAAACCGCUAAAAAGACUGUCGUUUUAAACAAAGUUCCUGCACCGAUCCCCUCACAGAGCGCCUCGCUAACUGUGCGUGUACCGUCAAAGAAAAAACAGAGCCCAAUUAUGUAUAAUAAAUAUGAGGUAGAUACAAGCUUAUCAUUCGGAUUUGAAAUCGACCAAAAUUUAUUGUGUGAUAAUGGUGAUGAUUAUUCACCUCCCGUACCAAUUCCUAUGCCUAUAGAGUACAACUACAGAGAAGUAAUAUUGUUCAUCAAACAAGCUUGGCAAGACGUUGAAAAAGAGAAAAUCAAUGGUAGAUCCAACAUUUUGGAGUACAAACGAGAUAACAGUAGUGUUUCCUGGGACAUUUGAAAUUUCUGCCAAACAUAAUUUGUGUUCAACAACUAAUCAUAUUUUGUAAUAAAUAAAGAAUUUUUUUCAUUCCAUAGAAAAAAAUUCUACUGAAUUCGUUAAUAUUCUUCAAGAAGUUUUUAUAUAUCAUAGUAAUUAUUUAUGUAUGUAAAUUGUAUAUAAUGGAACAGUGUUGAAAAUUACUUUUUCUUCUUCUUUACAAAAAAAAAAAAAUAUAUAUAUUAAUUUAAAUAAGUGACUUUGUCACUGCAAUUAUUUCUUUCUUGGCAAAUAUUGUGUAUAUGAUUGUUAAUUUAAAAAGAUCAUUACAUUUUUUUUUCUUUUGUUAAGUUUGUACGUUCAAGUUUGUUUCGCUUAUAUAAAAACAAUAAUUAUAUUAUGGGGGCAACUAAAAAACUGGUCACAAAGUCAAAUUUGUGAAUUAUUCAAGUUGUUGGAGGUUAACACGUCAAUAUUAACAUUUUUUUAAUGUACUUACAUACUAUUUGUUUCAAAACUCAAAAAAAUGUAUUUGUUAUGUUCA